ACUGCGGAAAAGAGACCAAAGAAAAAUAUAAAUAUAAAAUCUCUUUCUUCUCAGUAUCAUCAACAACACAUAUAAAAAGUCCACACUCAUUUCUCAUCUUUAUUCUCUUCCCCACCUUAGGGUUUCUCUUCCUCACUGUUUGGUUUGCACACAAAUCCCUAAUUGCACAAAAAUCCCUCAUUUCUCUUUCAAUUGUAUAUAAGGUUUCUGAUUCUUUCUUUCUUUCUUCCUCUGGAUUGCUCAAUUUCAACACAAACAAACAAUGCAGAAAAUUAUAUCCCGAUCCGGUGCCGCGUGAUCGCGACCACGGAUUUAAUCGGGGCGGUUUAGUUCUUGUAUGGAAACUCGGAGCCGGAAGCGGGCGGAGGCCUCCUCAACAGCCCCUUCAUCUUCCUCCUCCGGUCCUACAACUCGUUCUCAAAAACGCUCCCGCCUUUCUGCCGCCACUGCUACUACAACUUCUUCUUCCACCUCCACCACUGCCGCUGCCGCCGCCACCACCACCGUCCGCACUCGCCCUACUCGCGCUCAUCCUGCGCCGCUCAUGGACCCUACCACUCCCGUUGAAUCAUCAUCGUCUCGUUCUCGUCGUAGCAAAAACGAAUCUUCCGAUAAAGGCAAGGAGAAGGAACACGAGGUUAGGGUUCGUGACAAUAGGGAAAGAGAGAGUUUAGGGUUAAAUAUGGAAUCUGGAAAUAUAAAUCCAAACGACGAUGAUGACAACGAUAGUGAAGGAGGUGGUAUUGGUACUUUCCAUCAGAAUUUAACAUCAGCAAGCAGUGCUCUUCAAGGCUUAUUGCGGAAGCUUGGUGCUGGUCUUGAUGAUCUUUUACCUUCAUCAGGAAUGCCGUCUGCUUCAUCCUCUCAUCAAUCCAGUAGGUUGAAGAAGAUAUUAUCGGGAUUGCGAGCUGAUGGAGAGGAAGGGAAACAGGUUGAGGCUUUAACCCAGCUUUGUGAAAUGCUGUCGAUUGGAACUGAGGAGUCCUUGAGUACUUUCUCCGUCGAUUCAUUUGUGCCUGUGCUUGUUGGGUUGUUGAACCAUGAGAGUAAUCCGGAUAUAAUGCUGCUUGCUGCGAGGGCAAUUACACAUUUAUGUGAUGUGUUGCCUUCAUCCUGUGCAGCUGUUGUGCAUUAUGGUGCUGUUUCGUGCUUUGUUGCUAGGUUGCUUACCAUUGAAUAUAUGGACUUGGCUGAACAGUCCUUGCAAGCGCUGAAAAAGAUAUCUCAGGAGCACCCUACUGCAUGUCUGCGAGCUGGUGCUCUUAUGGCAGUGCUUUCUUAUCUGGAUUUCUUCUCCACUGGAGUCCAGCGGGUAGCAUUAUCUACUGCUGCAAAUAUGUGCAAGAAACUUCCUUCAGAUGCGGCAGACUUUGUGAUGGAAGCAGUUCCUCUGUUGACCAAUCUUCUUCAGUACCAUGAUGCAAAGGUAUUGGAGCAUGCUUCUGUCUGUUUGACCCGAAUUGCUGAAGCCUUUGCGUCAUCACCCGACAAAUUGGAUGAACUUUGUAAUCAUGGACUGGUCACACAAGCUGCCUCUCUCAUUUCCACUAGUAAUUCUGGAGGUGGACAGGCAUCUCUUAGCCCGCCUACUUACACGGGAUUAAUCCGACUACUAUCCACGUUUGCAAGUGGGUCUCCUCUUGGAGCAAAAACUUUGCUACUUCUUGGCAUAAGUGGCAUUCUUAAAGAUAUACUAUCAGGUUCUGGAUUAUCUGCUAACUCAUCAGUUCCUCCAGCUCUAAGUAGACCAGCAGAGCAGAUUUUUGAGAUUGUCAACCUAGCAAAUGAGCUUCUCCCGCCACUUCCACAAGGAACUAUCUCCCUCCCUGCCAGCUCCAACAUAUUUGUGAAAGGACCUGUUGUAAAGAAGUUGCCUUCGAGCAGUUCUGGAAAGCAAGAUGAUCUAAAUGGAAAUCUUCCGGAGGUUUCAGCUCGAGAGAAAUUAUUGAAGGAUCAGCCAGAGCUUCUACAGCAAUUUGGAAUGGAUCUUCUCCCUGUUUUGAUACAGAUAUAUGGUUCCAGUGUGAACAGCCCUGUUCGCCACAAAUGUCUUUCAGUCAUUGGAAAGUUGAUGUAUUUUGGCAGUGCAGAGAUGAUUCAGUCUUUAUUGAGUGCUACAAACAUAUCUAGUUUCCUGGCUGGUGUCUUAGCAUGGAAAGAUCCUCAUGUCUUGGUUCCUGCCCUCCAAAUUGCUGAAAUUCUUAUGGAAAAGCUUCCUGGAACUUUCUCCAAGAUGUUUGUUAGAGAGGGUGUGGUUCAUGCUGUAGAUCAACUUGUGCUGGCUGGAAAUCCAAAUACGACUCCUACCCAAGUAUCUUCAGCUGACAAGGACAAUGAUUAUGUAUCUGGAACGUCAUCUCGUUCUAGGCGUUAUAAACGUCGCAGUGGUAACUCAAUUUCUGAAGGAAAUUCAUCUGAAGAAUCCAAAAAUCCUAUUCCAACAAUUGCUGGGUCACCUCCAAGUUCUAUUGAAAUACCUACAGUUAAUUCAAGUCUUCGCAUGGCAGUGAGUGCAUGUGCUAAGAAUUUCAAAGACAAGUAUUUUCCAUCUGAUCCUGGGGCUUCUGAGGUUGGAGUUACUGAUGAUCUUUUACAGCUAAAGAAUCUUUGUACGAAGUUGAAUGUUGGUGUUGAUGACCAAAAGACUAAAUCAAAAGGCAAAUCUAAAGCUUCUGGUUCUCGUGCAGUUGAAAAUUUUGCUAAUAAAGAAGAGUAUUUGAUUGGUGUGAUAUCUGAGAUGCUCACAGAACUAAGUAAAGGGGAUGGUGUAUCCACUUUUGAGUUUAUUGGCAGUGGGGUUGUAGCAGCCUUGCUGAAUUAUUUUUCUUGUGGUUACUUUUCCAAGGAGAGAAUUUCAGAAGCUAAUCUGUCCAAGCUUCGUCAACAGGCUCUUAGAAGAUUUAAGUUAUUUGUUUCUCUUGCACUUCCUUCAAGUAUUGAUCAAGGGAGUGCUGCAGCUCCUAUGACUGUCUUGGUUCAGAAACUUCAAAAUGCUUUGUCAUCCUUAGAACGUUUUCCUGUUGUUUUAAGCCAUUCAUCUAGGUCAUCCAGUGGAAGUGCUCGUCUCUCUUCUGGACUAAGUGCCUUGUCUCAACCUUUUAAGUUGCGUCUAUGCCGAGCCCAAGGAGAAAAAUCUCUCCGUGAUUAUUCUUCAAAUGUGGUUCUUAUUGAUCCAUUAGCAAGUUUAGCAGCAGUUGAAGAAUUUCUUUGGCCUCGAGUUCAGAGAGGUGAAUCCGGUCAAAAGCUCACAGCAUCUGUGGGGAACUCUGAAUCUGGGACCACCCCUGCUGGAGCUGGUGGAUCAUCUCCAUCUACCUCCACUCCAUCAAACACUCGUCGUCAUUCUUCUAGAUCCAGAUCAUCUGUUAAUAUAGGUGAUGCAGCUAGAAAAGAACCUGUACCGGAGAAAAGCACAAGCUCCUCGAAGGGAAAGGGGAAAGCUGUCUUGAAGCCUGCCCAGGAGGAAGCAAAAGGACCUCAAACGAGGAAUGCUGCUCGCAGAAGAGCAGCCUUAGAUAAAGAUGCACAGAUGAAAUCAGUGAACGGGGAUUCUAGUUCUGAGGAUGAGGAAUUGGAUAUAUCUCCGGUUGAGAUUGAUGAUGCACUGGUGAUCGAAGAUGAUGAUAUCUCUGAUGAUGAAGACGAUGAUCACGAAGAUGUCCUUAGAGAUGAUUCUCUACCUGUUUGCAUGCCUGACAAAGUACAUGAUGUGAAGUUGGGUGAUGCACCUGAGGAUAGCAGUGGUGCACCAGCAACAAGUGAUAGCCAAACUAAUCCUGCUUCUGGCUCUAGCAGCAGAGCAGCUGCUGUUAGGGGCUCAGAUUCUACUGACUUUAGGGGUGGUAGCUCUUAUGGUUCGAGGGGUGCUAUGUCAUUUGCUGCUGCUGCUAUGGCUGGUCUUGGGACCGCUAAUGGUAGAGGUAUCAGAGGAGGCAGAGAUCGCCAAGGACGACCACUAUUUGGUGGCUCAAAUGAUCCCCCGAAGUUAAUCUUUACUGCUGGUGGGAAGCAGCUAAAUAGGCAUUUGACAAUCUAUCAGGCUAUUCAACGGCAGCUUGUGCUGGAGGAGGAUGAUGAUGACAGGUAUGCUGGCAGUGAUUUCAUCUCCAGUGAUGGCAGCAGGCUCUGGAGUGAUAUAUAUACCAUUACUUACCAAAGGGCAGAUGGCCAGGCUGAUAGGGUGUCCAUUGGGGGUUCAAGUUCGACGAUGACAACAAAAACAGCAAAAACUGGUUCUCCCAAUUUGAACUCUGACAUUCAAUUGCAUCGUAUGUCACUUUUAGAUAGUAUCUUGCAAGGGGAACUUCCUUGUGAUUUGGAGAAAUCUAAUCCUACUUAUAGUAUAUUGGCACUGUUGCGUGUACUGGAGGGCUUGAACCAGCUGGCGUCACGUCUCAGAGCCCAGUUGGUUUCAGAAAAUUUUGCUGAGGGGAAAAUCUCAAGUUUGGAUGAGCUUAAUGUUACUGGUAGUAGGGUUUCUGCUGAAGAAUUUAUUAACAGCAAGCUCACUCCUAAAUUAGCUCGGCAAAUUCAGGAUGCCCUUGCAUUAUGCAGUGGAAGUCUUCCAUCAUGGUGUUACCAGUUAACCAAGGCGUGUCCGUUUUUGUUCCCUUUUGAGAUCCGGAGGCAGUACUUCUAUUCAACUGCUUUUGGAUUGUCUCGUGCAUUGUAUCGCCUUCAGCAGCAGCAGGGUGCUGAUGGUCAUGGAUCAGCAAAUGAAAGAGAGGUGAGGGUUGGAAGAUUACAACGCCAAAAAGUUCGUGUUUCUCGAAACCGCAUUUUGGAUUCUGCUGCGAAAGUGAUGGAGAUGUAUUCUAGUCAGAAGGCUGUACUUGAAGUAGAAUAUUUUGGCGAAGUCGGCACUGGGUUGGGUCCUACUUUAGAGUUUUACACACUUUUGAGUCAUGAUUUACAAAAGGUUUCACUUGGAAUGUGGAGGUCAAAUUCCUCAUCUGAGAAACAAUCAAUGGAAAUUGAUGAUGGAAACAAGAAUGGGAAAUUAGAUAAUGGCUCUGGUGCUGCCGGUGCUGUAGAUGUUGUCCAAGCUCCUCUGGGUUUGUUUCCUCGGCCUUGGCCUCCGAAUGCUGAUGCUUCUGAGGGUAGCCAGUUUCACAAGGCUAUCGAGUAUUUCCGUCUUGUUGGACGUGUAAUGGCCAAAGCUCUUCAGGAUGGACGCCUUCUGGACUUGCCACUUUCAACAGCAUUCUAUAAGCUUGUGCUUGGUCAAGAGCUUGAUCUAUAUGAUAUUCUUUCUUUUGACGCGGAAUUUGGGAAGGUUUUGCAAGAAUUGGACACCCUUGUUUGCAGAAAACGUUACUUGGAAUCUUCAGGAAGUGACAACCGUGAUGCUAUUGAUGAUCUGCGUUUUCGUGGGACGCCAAUUGAGGAUCUUUGCUUGGAUUUCACUCUUCCUGGUUAUCCUGACUACAGUUUGAAAACUGGAGAUGAAACUGUUAAUAUAAAUAACUUGGAAGAGUACAUAGGUUUGGUUGUUGAUGCAUCAGUGAAGACUGGGAUUAUGCAUCAGAUGGAAGCAUUUAGAGCUGGAUUUAAUCAGGUCUUUGACAUCUCAUCGUUACAAAUUUUCUCUCCACAAGAAUUGGACAAUUUGCUUUGUGGGCGUCGAGAGUUGUGGGAGCCUGAGACCCUUGUUGAUCAUAUAAAAUUUGAUCAUGGAUACACUGCCAAGAGUCCUGCAAUUAUUAAUUUGCUGGAGAUUAUGGGAGAGUUCACACCAGAGCAGCAGCGUGCCUUCUGCCAGUUUGUUACUGGUGCUCCAAGGUUACCGCCUGGUGGUCUAGCAGUACUAAAUCCAAAGCUAACCAUUGUGAGAAAGCAUUCUUCAUCUGCUGGGAAUGUGGCAGCGAAUGGAACCGGCCCUUCAGAAUCAGCAGAUGAUGACUUGCCUAGUGUGAUGACCUGUGCUAAUUACCUGAAGCUUCCUCCAUACUCCACCAAGGAAAUAAUGUACAAGAAACUACUAUAUGCAAUCAGUGAAGGACAGGGUUCUUUCGAUUUGUCAUGAGUUUUUGACUAACUGGUUAAAGGGGUGUAUAUUGUAUCACAAGACUGUCAGGGAUUAUUUCUCUUUUCCUGGAUAAUUUGAUAUAGAAAAGUACCACCUGUUCUGCUGAAUAAUGGCUUCUUUUUGGUGGGGGCGUUUUAAACUAAUGGUGUCAUCAAAGGUCAGUUGCCAAAAUUGUUGAAUCAGGGCCUGAUGGAAUGAAAAUCUGUGUAUGUGUUUCAAGUUUAUAUUCAAUUGAAAUUGUUGUCCAUUCUUCAACAGUUGAGUCUUAGAUCCUUUAAAAUGUCGACUCAAUUUUUCUUCAGGUUGGAUUGCCGCAUUUUCAUGCUGUAAAGAGGGAACAUGUGGAAGGCUUUUUAAGCUGCUAAUGCUUUUGUAAAUAAAUAGGAAUUUCAUUUUUAUUUUUAUUUCUUUUUGUUUUUUUCACCAUAUUUAGUAGGAAAAUACAUGUAUGCCAUGAAACCAUAGAAUGGGAAAAUAAAAUAUUAAAUAUUAAUUUCCCCUA
Jatropha curcas is the source of this 6530-nucleotide messenger RNA. RefSeq names its product HECT ubiquitin protein ligase family protein KAK (gene KAK). The record is from RefSeq and is a predicted model, not a curated record. Gene Ontology annotation, biological process: protein polyubiquitination; proteasome-mediated ubiquitin-dependent protein catabolic process. Gene Ontology annotation, molecular function: ubiquitin protein ligase activity; protein binding. Lineage: Eukaryota; Viridiplantae; Streptophyta; Magnoliopsida; Malpighiales; Euphorbiaceae.